CAGACACAUCAACAUGUCUGCCUGAGGACAGACUGCUCUCUGGGCAUCCUCUUCAUGUUAACUUGAUGUUGAUGUUAAAGGGGUUUCCUCGUCAUCUAUAAAGCUCAAGAUACAGAGAAAUAAACUGAAUCAGGCAUCUAGCAUGAGGUUUGUACAUACAAGUGUCCGUGUUCGGCGGACUGCUGAACCUGAAGAACCAAAACCAGAACAUGAGCCACAUCCUGCUCCUCCAACACAUCACGACUAUGAAAACAUGAAGAACAAGUUCAUGAAUGAGCUGGAACAUCUUCCAUUGCCGGUGUGGGCUGUGGGAGCCAUAGUGCUGGUGGUUCUGGCUCUGGUGGUGUGUUUUACAUACUGUAUGUUCAAGAAAUGCUUUGGCAAGAAGAAGAAAUCCAAGAAAGCUCGUGAGAGGAAGAGAGCUGGACGAAAACGAACAGAAGGGGCUGCAGGAGAGGGGGAAGGAGAACAAAAGGUUGAAGCAGAGAAAAAGGAGGGUGAGGAACAAAAAGAAGAGCAGGAGAACUUGGGAAAACUGGAAUUCUCUUUGGAUUACAACUUCACUGAUGCUCAGUUGAUAGUUGGAGUUCUUCAGGCUCAAGAUCUUCCUGCGAUGGAUAUCGGUGGCACGUCUGACCCUUAUGUGAAAGUUUACCUGCUUCCAGACAAGAAGAAGAAGUUUGAGACCAAAGUGCAGCGCAAAAACCUCUGUCCUGUUUUCAAUGAGACCUUUGUUUUUAAGAUUCCAUAUGCUGAGCUGGGUGGUAAAACUUUAAUACUUCAGGUGUUUGAUUUUGACCGGUUUGGUAAACAUGACGUCAUCGGCCAGAUAACGAUUCCUAUAAACAGUGUUGACCUCGCGCAGCCGCUGCACGAAUGGAGGGAUCUCGAAAAUGGAGAUAAGGAGGAGGAGAAACUCGGAGACGUCUGUAUUUCUCUGCGUUAUGUGCCCACUGCCGGUAAACUCACCGUUAACAUAAUGGAGGCCAAAAAUCUCAAGAAGAUGGAUGUUGGUGGUUUAUCAGAUCCCUAUGUGAAGAUGGUGCUACAGCAUAACGGAAAACGACUGAAGAAGAAGAAAACUACAGUUAAGAAGAACACAUUAAACCCUUACUUCAACGAGAGCUUCAGCUUUGAGGUCCCAUUUGAACAGAUACAGAAAGUCCAGUUGCUCAUCACUGUGUAUGACUAUGACAAGCUAGGCAGCAACGACCCCAUUGGCAAAACCUUCAUUGGUUAUGGUGCCACAGGUGUCGGCUUACGCCAUUGGUCAGACAUGCUGGCCAAUCCCAGGCGUCCGGUGGCACAGUGGCACACGCUGCAGCCAGAGGAAGAGGUGGAUGCUGCUCUGAAGGCACCGCAUCGCUAACCAUUGUCAUGGCAACAAGUUGCUACUGUAAUAUACACAGAGUUGUAACAGUCACAUCUAGGGCCAACAAUGAAACAUAUGCAGUACCUUUGGAAUAGAUUAAAAGGAAUAGUUCACCCACAAAAUAAAAUUCUGUCAUAAUAUACUCCCCCUCAUGUAGUUCCAAACCCCUACAAAAAUACUUUUUCAUCUGUGAAACACAAAUCGAGGAAGAAUAUUAGUGUCACAAAUCACUUUUUUUGAGUUCCAUGGAAGAAAGUCAUAGAGGUUUGGAACAACAUGAGGGUGUGUAAAUGAUGACAGAAUAUAGAUUUUCGGGUGAUAUAUCCUUAUUGCAUUGAUAGGAAUUGCAUGCAUCAGCUAUACUAUAGUGACGAAUGCUCUUUGCGAUUUAUGUUUCAGCUUAGUAGUGAAGAAAUAGAUUUUCCUUCUUUUUUUUUUUUUUUACUAUUCAAGGAAAUUUUGUGUUGACGUGAAAGUUGUCAUUUGUUGGGUAUUUCUAAAUGCAUGUUUUUAUGUUUUGAGUGGCUGUUUUCUCUCUUCAUGGACAUUAAGAUGGUAUUUAUUCUGUGUUAAUGACAUGAUGCUGAAAUGUGGCAUAUUUUGGUGAGUGCUAACCCAGUUUGAAGGCUUCAAUAUUUAAUAUCUAUGGUAAAUAUAAAAUGACAAAAAAUAUAAAAUGUUCUCCUACAUUUAAUUAUAGCUAUGCAAAUGGCAAAAGAUUGAAAAGUUAUAAAUAGAUUUGAAUU
This is a messenger RNA of Xyrauchen texanus (razorback sucker), 2118 nucleotides long. RefSeq names its product synaptotagmin Vb (gene syt5b). Gene Ontology annotation, cellular component: synaptic vesicle membrane; dense core granule; axon. The coding region runs from base 143 to 1369 and encodes 408 amino acids. NCBI's taxonomy places the organism in Eukaryota, Metazoa, Chordata, Actinopteri, Cypriniformes, Catostomidae. Gene Ontology annotation, biological process: calcium ion-regulated exocytosis of neurotransmitter; cellular response to calcium ion; regulation of dopamine secretion. The record is from RefSeq and is a predicted model, not a curated record. Gene Ontology annotation, molecular function: calcium ion binding; clathrin binding; syntaxin binding. The transcript has 9 exons.